AGCAGUCUUCCUCUAAUGUAAUCUUCCCAUGCAGCACGGACAUCCACCAUAUAGGCCCAAAUUAGUACGCAGAUGUAGCACAGCAAUUUGCUCUGGUGCGUUUUCUUUUUCCUGAGGAGCUGAGCAGCAGUCAGUCUGAUGGGUAACGUACCCACUACAGUGAAGCACUGCCUGAGCUAUAAGCAAAUCAUCGAGGACUACCCUUGGCUCAGAAGCUGGCUACAGGAAGAGAAGAUAAUUUCUGAUCAUGAUUAUCCAGAGUUUGUCAAAAUUGUUGAAGUUGGGCCAAGAGAUGGACUUCAAAAUGAAAAGGAAAUUGUUCCAACAAGGGUGAAAAUCCAGCUGAUAGACAUGCUCUCAACAACAGGCCUGUCUGUGAUUGAGGCCACCAGCUUUGUCUCUUCAAAGUGGGUGCCGCAGAUGGCAGACCAUACCGAUGUCCUCCAAGGAAUCCAGAGAGUGCCUCAUGUGCGAUACCCUGUUUUGACUCCUAACAUGAAAGGUUUUCAGGAUGCCGUUGCAGCUGGUGCCACUGAAGUGGCUGUGUUCGGGUCCGCGUCUGAAACCUUCAGCAGGAAAAAUAUCAACUGUUCAAUCGCUGAAAGCAUGCUGCGGUUUGAGGAAGUCAUUAGGACUGCCAAAGAUCGACAAAUCCCUGUUCGUGGGUACGUUUCUUGUGCCCUCGGGUGCCCCCAUGAGAGACAUGUCGAGCCCUCAAAGGUUGCUGAGGUAGCAAAAAAGUUAUACGAAAUGGGCUGUUAUGAGAUUUCCUUGGGUGAUACUAUUGGUGUUGGUACGCCUGGCUCCAUGUUCAAGAUGUUGCAGGCGGUGAUGAAGGAUGUACCUGUCAAUGCUCUUGCAGUCCACUGCCAUGACACUUAUGGUCAAGCGCUUCCCAACAUCCUUACUGCUCUUCAGAUGGGAGUCUCUGUGGUGGACUCUGCAGUAGCAGGCCUCGGUGGUUGCCCCUAUGCACAGGGUUCAUCUGGCAACGUUUCAACAGAGGAUGUUCUUUACAUGCUCCAGGGCAUGGGCAUUGAAACUGGAGUGAACCUUGACAGAGUCAUAGAAGCUGGUGACUUUAUAUGCAACGCUUUAGAUCGCAGGUCAAGCUCCAAGGUUUCUCAGGCACGAAGCAGGACACUUUGAUGAUGCUAUACCAGUUUACACAACAGUUGCUUUUUAAUGUGUGUACCCUGUCUUUUUUUUUUUUUUUUUCAGGUCUGUUCUCUGAUUGUUUGUCUUUGAAUUUAUUGUUUCUUGGUUAUCAUCUAAAAACCUAAAUUUUUGUAUCUGCCUUUUUUCUCGAGAUUAAUAGCUUGUGGUUCAGUCUGACUGGUAGGAUCUUUAUGUUGUUCAGAAGCAGUCCAAGUUUUUACAUCAUCCUAGGUAAAGUUUGAUUUGGGGCACCACUUUGAAGCACCGCUAAACUCGCUUUUAAAUUAAACGUGUUUGGUCGUUUGUUAAUUCUGAAUUCAUCACAGCUAAUUUUAAAGCUAACCAGUGUGCCAACAACAAAUUCUUUGAAGUGAUAGUUCAAAAUAUUUGAAAUUAGUUUCUGUUGAAAUGUCCCAAGCCGUUCAUAUUUUGCUUGUAGUAAAUAUGUAUUUCAGACGUCUUAAUUUUUAUGAACAGACUGAAUGUGUUUCAAUGAAGUUAAGCUAAUUAAAGAUGAACCAAAAGCAAAGUGGACUUCUAGCAUCUUGCAGUCUAGCAACGGCAGUUUUAAAAGUGGUUUAUAAGAGAGGUAUUUUAUUAACUUUAAAGCCCUGUUAUGUUUUUCAACCUGGCUCGGAACAUUUACAGGACAGGUGUAUACAGAACUAGUAGCCGCAUACACCUAUUGAGCCAGCUCUGUUUUCUUUUUUUUUUUUUAUUGUGUAUUUAAAAAUCAAGAGCUGGACAUAUCUGGGUUUUUAAAUUGACCUGCAAAAUAAAUGAAGACAUUUCAAUUUAUGCAAUACAUUUUCAACUCAUAAUAGUUUUCUUUAACUCUCCAAAAGAGGGGUUUUCACUUUGAUUACUUUCCAACUCACUGGCCUUAUAAAGAAUCAAAAUAUGUCUGUGUUUUAUGGUACUCAGAUUGAUAUGAGUGCCUCCCAAAUACACAUUAAACCAAUAACCUCUUACGGCUGAAAUUUAUAUACAGUGAUAUAAAAAAAUUAUCUUUGCUCUCAAGCAUAUUCUAAAUUAAAUAUUGUUAAUUUAUAUCUGUUGUAGGUAUUGUUUAUUUGAAUAUAGCACAUAUGGUAUAUAUGUAUUGAAUUAUUCCUUAUGCAACUUAAUAAAAUUUGACAAAAUUAGGCUGAAGUCCAACCGCUGUAUGGUGGGAAAGUGCUUCCAAUUGCACUGAAUGUGUGUGUGGAAUAUUCGUCAACUGGCAUUAGUGGGGUACAUGUGGUACCAUUACUUGGAAGCAGUUUGUGGCAAUUCAUUUCUUCUACCUGCUCCUAUUCUGCAGUUACAACCUAAACUAGCCAAAGUUUUGCCAUCAAACUUGCUCACGAUGAUGGAAGCAGAGCUCCUAAUUGUUUUUGUAUUUAACCUUUUUGAAUCCUGGUUUAAAUGACUGUGAUCAUAAUAGAGGUUAAAGUUAAUUGUUGUUUAUUUUUGCCUCUUUCUGUCUUACCCACCACUACUGUAUUUGCAAAACGUGAUUAAAAUUUUUUAUUAAAAAGUA
This is a messenger RNA of Girardinichthys multiradiatus, 2680 nucleotides long. It is a transcript of the gene hmgcll1, whose product is annotated as 3-hydroxymethyl-3-methylglutaryl-CoA lyase-like 1. Gene Ontology annotation, biological process: L-leucine catabolic process; ketone body biosynthetic process. Lineage: Eukaryota; Metazoa; Chordata; Actinopteri; Cyprinodontiformes; Goodeidae. The record is from RefSeq and is a predicted model, not a curated record. Bases 139 to 1149 code for a protein of 336 amino acids. Gene Ontology annotation, molecular function: hydroxymethylglutaryl-CoA lyase activity. The transcript has 9 exons.